Carassius auratus (goldfish) is the source of this 523-nucleotide messenger RNA. RefSeq names its product BTB/POZ domain-containing protein KCTD16-like. Gene Ontology annotation, biological process: regulation of G protein-coupled receptor signaling pathway; protein homooligomerization. The transcript has a single exon. The record is from RefSeq and is a predicted model, not a curated record. The annotation marks the transcript as partial. NCBI's taxonomy places the organism in Eukaryota, Metazoa, Chordata, Actinopteri, Cypriniformes, Cyprinidae. Gene Ontology annotation, cellular component: postsynaptic membrane; signaling receptor complex; presynaptic membrane. Gene Ontology annotation, molecular function: protein binding.
AGACGAAUCAAAACUUUUGCGUAUUCGUUUUGGGUUGUUGUUGUUGUUUUUUGAAGCGUGCAACGCGCUAAAAUGGCUCUGACUGAGAAUUGCAGGACUUAUCAGACGCCCAAGGACAGUGGAUGUGCUCAGAGUUGCUCUGGUGAUGUGGUUGAGCUCAAUGUAGGUGGACAGGUGUAUUACACUCGCCAUGCAACCCUCACCAGCGUGCCAAACUCACUGCUGGGGAAACUGUUCUCAGCUAAAAAAGACGUUUCCAACGACCUCGCGCAGGACAUCAAGGGACGCAUCUUCAUCGACAGGGACGGGUUCCUCUUUCGAUAUGUGUUGGACUAUCUCCGCGAUAAGAGCGUGGUGCUCCCGGAUUAUUUCCCGGAGAAAGGGAGACUCAAACGCGAGGCUGAGUUCUUCCAGCUGCCUGAGCUUGUCAAAAUCCUGACGGUUGAUGAAAACAUCCACGGUGAUUUCGACGAAGCAUCCCAGGGAAGCGAUCAGAGGUUUUACCUGGACGCGCGCGAUAGGC